AUGACGGUGUCGGCGCAGGACAUGACGUUAGCAGGGAACGGGUAUCAGGGCACAAACGGGGGUUUGCUGUAUAUCUCUCCGGGGGGGACCUUCAACGGCACCAAUCUGCAGUUCGAUUCGGGGAGCGCUACUAACGGCGGAGCCGUUUACAACGACGGCGGGACCUUCAACUGCACCAACUGCUACUUCCAGUACAACACGGCAGACCAGAGCGGGGGCGCCCUCUACCAAUCCAGCGGAAUCACGAACUGCAUCAGUUGCAGCUUCGUCUCGAACUCAGCGGUGAGUGGCGCCGGAGGGGCGGCCUUUAUUGCCGGCGGUACUUAUAACGACCCGGGCAGUAUCUACGAGGGCAACACGGCUGCACCUGGGCAGCAGCAGGACGUGGCUUACGGUAUCACGCCUGGACCUCCCACCCCUGCCCCGGUCGCAACGACUGCUGCCCCGGUCCCUACCACACCGGCCCCGGUUCCUGUUACCCCGACCCCGUUUCCUACCACACCUGCCCCGGAUCCUGUUACCCCGACCCCGGUCCCCACGACGGCCGUCCCGCUCUCCCCCGGUGGGUACCACCCCUGCUCCGGUUGGAACCACCCCUGCCCCGGGUGGUUCUACUCUACCACCCGUAACCCCUUCGCCGAUUGGUACCACCCCUGCCCCGGUUGGUACCACCCCUGCUCCGGGCGGUUCCACUCUCCCCCCGGUUGCCACGUCUCCAGCCCCGGUUGGCACGACUCCUUCCCCGGUCCGUACUACCGGUGCUCCAGCAGUUCCAACCUCUGCUCCAACCGGACCAACCGCUACCCCGAGUCCAACCUCCCCUGUCGGCUCGACUCCCCUCCCGGUCAUCCCGACGUCAUCCUCGGGGAGUUCUACCGCUGGUCCGGGUUCGCCGACCCGAACCCCGGGUUUGCCGACGCUAGCCCCAGGGUUACCUACCCUAACCCCAGGUUUGCCAACCCUAACGCCGGGCACACCAGUCGGUGCCCCGGGUCCCCCAACUUUCGCACCCACCAAUGCUCCAGGAUCGCCGACAUCAGCCCCGGGUUCCCCAACUCUAACCCCGGGUUCGCCGACCCUUUCCCCAAUGGGCUCAACGGCUGCCCCCAGCACGUUAACCAGUGUCCCUUUCGGCCCGACAACUGCGCCAGUAACCCCGACUUUAACCCCGGCUGGAACCCCCGCUCCGCAAGGUACUAA
Klebsormidium nitens is the source of this 1200-nucleotide messenger RNA. Lineage: Eukaryota; Viridiplantae; Streptophyta; Klebsormidiophyceae; Klebsormidiales; Klebsormidiaceae. The record is from the annotation of a GenBank genome assembly.